CGCAGCCGGGGCCUCGGCCCUCCCAGCGUGGGUGUGCACGGGAGGCAGCAGGUGAAGACGGGAGCCGAGUUCGUGCCGUCGGGGAGGAAAACGUGUCCGUGACUUGAGCAGCGCGUCAGGCACCGCCGCAGACGACUACACCGACCGGGGGGCGCCCGGGCGGCUACGGCGAGCGGGAGGGGGAAGCCGUCGUUGCUGUUUGGGGUCUGGUUUCCCGGUUAGCGCUCUCGGGGCGCGCCGGCGGGGCCGCGGGGCCGGGCGGGGGCACCAUGUCGGCCUUCGAGAAGCCUCAGAUCAUCGCCCACAUCCAGAAGGGCCUCAACUACACGGUGUUUGACUGCAAGUGGGUGCCCUGCAGCGCCAAGUUCGUGACCAUGGGCAACUUCGCGCGGGGCACCGGCGUCGUCCAGCUGUACGAGAUCCAGCACGGGGACCUGAAGCUGCUGAGGGAGAUUGAAAAGGCCAAACCCAUUAAAUGUGGAACAUUUGGUGCAACAUCUUUACAGCAGAGAUAUUUAGCGACUGGAGAUUUUGCUGGAAACCUUCAUGUAUGGAAUUUGGAAGCUCCAGAGAUCCCAGUAUAUUCCGUAAAGGGCCAUAAAGAAAUUAUAAAUACCAUAGAUGGCGUAGGUGGACUGGGAAUUGGGGAAGGUGCGCCUGAAAUUGUGACUGGCAGCCGAGAUGGCACUGUGAAGGUGUGGGACCCAAGACAAAAAGAUGAUCCUGUUGCCAAUAUGGAACCUGUACAAGGAGAGAACAAGAGGGACUGUUGGACUGUGGCAUUUGGCAAUGCUUACAAUCAAGAGGAGCGUGUUGUUUGUGCUGGCUAUGACAAUGGCGACAUCAAACUGUUUGAUCUGAGAAAUAUGUCCUUGCGGUGGGAGACCAACAUAAAAAAUGGGGUGUGCAGCUUGGAGUUUGACAGAAAAGACAUAAGUAUGAAUAAAUUGGUAGCUACGUCCCUGGAAGGAAAAUUUCAUGUUUUUGAUAUGAGGACACAGCAUCCAACUAAAGGUUUUGCCUCUGUUUCAGAAAAGGCCCAUAAAUCAACUGUGUGGCAGGUCCGACACCUGCCACAGAACCGAGAGCUCUUCCUGACGGCCGGGGGCGCCGGCAGCCUUCACCUCUGGAAGUACGAGUACCCUAUUCAGCGGUCAAAGAAAGAUUCUGAGGGAGUCGAGAUGGGAGUUGCGGGCUCGGUCAGCCUCCUGCAGAACGUCACCUUGUCUACCCAGCCCAUUUCCAGUCUCGACUGGAGUCCAGAUAAAAGGGGUCUCUGCAUCUGCAGUUCUUUUGAUCAAAUGGUAAGAGUACUGAUCGUUACAAAACUCCAUAAAAUUUGAUCCGAAGACUUAGGACCUGAAACCUUCCGGAGGAACGCUCAGAGUAUUUAGGACGUGCCCGGGGAUCCUCUGGCCCUCACUGAGCAGAGUUGGAUUUGACGGAUGAAAACAGUCCCCAGAUGCAAACGUCCAGACCCGCCUCCCUCCGGGUGUGAAAAACAUCGAGAGGUGUGUUCCAUCCACCGGACUCGAACUGGUUUGCUGCAGCGUGGGGGGACCGCUGUCUCCAGAGCCGGCGCUGCUCAUCUCUCCUCCAUCUCUAUGAAAAAGUUGGUACUUUUCUGCAUUUAAACAUGUUUUCAAUUUGUUCUUCGACCCCAGAGUUACAUAUUUUACCAUAAUACCUGGUUUCAAAUAGUUCAGUCUCGGUAAAAGUACCAUGAAUUAACCUUCAUAAAUAUACUUUGAGAGAUUUCAGUGUCAGUACGUUUCUGUACAGACUAUUACUUUAUAAAAUACCGAAAUGGCACGGUCAGACUAGAUUUGGUAACUGUUUUCAGCUGUAAGACUCCUAAAACGAAAUAUUUACCAAGUGAAUAUUUAUAGUGACCUCUUUUUACCUAAAAAACAGGAGUCAAAUUAGACUUGCUUAUUGGCUGGUAAGUGAUGUUGAGAUGUAGAAGAUUAUGGGGGUUUUCUAGCCUUAUUUUUUUGUCAAAUCUUUUCAUAUAUUUUAUAAAUAAAUUUGUUUUUGAAAUCUG
Nyctereutes procyonoides (raccoon dog) is the source of this 2044-nucleotide messenger RNA. It is a transcript of the gene DNAAF10, whose product is annotated as dynein axonemal assembly factor 10. The transcript is spliced from 8 exons. The coding region runs from base 270 to 1343 and encodes 357 amino acids. Gene Ontology annotation, molecular function: ubiquitin binding. The record is from RefSeq and is a predicted model, not a curated record. NCBI's taxonomy places the organism in Eukaryota, Metazoa, Chordata, Mammalia, Carnivora, Canidae.